CCAUGACCACCUGGGCUCUCCUGUUCCUUACUGUGCUCCUGGACACCCCAGGUCUUUCUUCCUCUGAGCACUAUGACCAAGCACCAAGUGGCCCAUGUAACGGAGAGCUGUCCUGCCAGGGCCUGAUCCAGGAGGACUUCCAGGAUGAGCUGCUGACCAAAAGUGAGGGGCUGCGCAUCAGCUGCACAAUCUGUAAAAAGAUAAUCCAUAAAUUGGAGACAAUGGUGGGAGAGCAGCCAAAUGAGGACACCAUCGCGCAGGCUGCGUCCCGUGUAUGCCGUUGGAUGUUUAUACUGAAAAAGCCCUGCAGUUACCUCAUGAACAAAUUUCUCAGUCGUAUCUCCCAGGACAUCAUGCAAGGCAAAAAUGCUCAUGACAUCUGUGUGGACCUAAAAAUGUGCAAACCUUGCGCAGGUCCCAUGUGAGCCUCCACCUUGGGGAAGACCACGGAAAUUCCAGCAACCUCUGCCAGCUCCUUCCUUCCUAAAGCCAGAUUCUACCCUCCAGUUCCUCUCACCUAACUCCCACUACUGACCUUGGCCUCUCAGGAGAAUAAAAUGUCAUGC
Talpa occidentalis (Iberian mole) is the source of this 566-nucleotide messenger RNA. Its product is annotated as antimicrobial peptide NK-lysin-like. The record is from RefSeq and is a predicted model, not a curated record. Lineage: Eukaryota; Metazoa; Chordata; Mammalia; Eulipotyphla; Talpidae. Bases 3 to 425 code for a protein of 140 amino acids. The transcript is spliced from 5 exons. Gene Ontology annotation, biological process: defense response to bacterium; antimicrobial humoral immune response mediated by antimicrobial peptide; killing of cells of another organism. Gene Ontology annotation, cellular component: cytolytic granule.